AUGCUCCGGUUUCGUCCCAAAACGCUCCUGUCGUUUAUGGUGUACCUUUUGCACUCUCCUUCAUUCUCAACUCUAGAACUGGGUACCCCCGUCCAUGCUUUCAAUAGUUCCUCCUUCUGUCGAUGCCUCCUAAAGCCCUACGGCCGCGGUCUGUCGCCUGCCCCCGCAAAGGUGGCAAUCAUUGGGGGAGGAAUCACUGGAGCUGCAACUGCAGCAUUUCUACGCAUGUUGGAAAGCGACCUGGCGAACCUCCGCCGUCCGAGACAUGAGAACGGAUUGCUUGAGCCGGACGACACGGCGACUUGUCGACAUCUGGUUGUCGACAUUUUCGAAUCGGCAGACCGUUUAGGAGGACGACUGGACUUUGCAGAGCUGGAGGGCGCUUUUGUGGAACUCGGGGGUGCAGAUAUCCAUGAGACAAACGCAUGGAUGGUGCAGUUCUACGAUUUCCUCAACGCACAUCUUUCAGAACGGGAACAAGGCGAGACACCGUAUAGUGGACACGCUUCUUCAAACAAAGCGAUCCCUCAGUUUGUCAAGAAACUCGAACCUCCAGACACGUCCGUUCGUCUUCUUGACGGAGACGACGUAGUAACAGUCGACUUUGCCGCUUUCAAAGGGCGCAGCGACACUGUUCUGUUUGCGGCGAUUCUGCAGGGUGCUGUCGACGCGUGGCAGCGUCUAUACCCGCUCUUGGGACUGCGGACGUGUGCGGAUUUUUCCGGCCAAAACGCUCGCGUCUGCGCUGACUCUUCGACCGUCUCCGGAGCUCGUUGCCAAAGAAGGCACAACCUCCUUCCCGCCUUCGAGACGGCGACAGAGAUGGUGCGUGAGGUGAACUUGUCGGCAUUGCUCGAACAGAAACUGGAAGAUGUCCUGAAGACAUUCCAGUCACCCUCUCUUGUUAACGGCAUCGUUGACGCCCUAGUCCGCGGAGUAUACACGCAGGGAACCUUUGUGCAUGCUCUGGCAGGAAUGGUCGGGCUAGCGGGAGCGACUGGAAACCUCUACGCAAAAAGACGUCCAGGCCGCGAGUUGGUCGAGUUUCUCACGAAACUAUCUGUAGACCACGUGUUCCUUAAUUGUCAGGUGAAAAGCAUUGAAGAACGGAAAACUCGGCGUGAAUGGCAGUCGCUGUCGGGGAAGACAUUCAGUUUAAAGGCAUCGGAAACGCAGUGUCCCGUCGACACGAGAGAGUAUCUGCAAAAACAAGCAUACGACUUUGUUGUCGUUGCCACACCCCUCGAGUUGUCAGGACUUUCGUUCUUCCGCAGAAACGAACUGGGUGAGUUGGCUAACGUUGACCGUCCUGUUCCGAGGACGUUCCAGGAGAUUUUUGUAACAUUUGUGGCUGCGGAGGGAAUACUGAGCACCAGUCCUUUAAACCCAACAGGGGGACCGACGCUGACGACGUCUCGAGAGAGUCGUCGCCAGUCAACAGGGCGAACUGAUUUGUUGCUGUUUGCUUCCUGGUGUGGACAUAGUUUGGCAGAUGAGGGGAAAGACGGAAAACCACACAACCUCAUCUGCAAACUGACAACGGGACGGGAACUGACGGAUGCAGAUCUUUCCCAGCUCUUUCGCGGCGUGCGCAGAAGCCUUCGUCGCAGGUGGCUAGCCUACCCCAUUUUGCAGCCUAUAAUCUCUCCAACAGAGAAAGCCACGAAUGACGGGAAAACGGCAAAUGUGGAGGAGCCCGCUGAAGUCAGCCCCACGAGUUUUCAGUUGAUGGAAAAUGUCUUCUACCCCAAUGCCUUCGAGGGAGUUUUCUCUUGCAUAGAGGGGCAAGCAAUGGCCGCGCGGAAUGCCGCACACCUCGUGCUGAACGCAGCCACGCUAGCGUAUGAUGCUCAUUCCCUUCUAAAUUCUAGUUUGUAA
Neospora caninum is the source of this 1878-nucleotide messenger RNA. Its product is annotated as putative prenylcysteine oxidase. The coding region runs from base 1 to 1878 and encodes 625 amino acids. Gene Ontology annotation, biological process: prenylated protein catabolic process; prenylcysteine catabolic process. The transcript has a single exon. Gene Ontology annotation, molecular function: prenylcysteine oxidase activity. The record is from RefSeq and is a predicted model, not a curated record. NCBI's taxonomy places the organism in Eukaryota, Apicomplexa, Conoidasida, Eucoccidiorida, Sarcocystidae.